AAAGUCUGGUUCAUUUUCAUCUUGGAUAUAAUCAUAGAUGGYCUUAAUGGAAUCCAGACAAGCUCCAGAUCCUAUAUUUGUAUUUCGGGGCUCCAAAUCAUCUAUAAAUACAGUUAAAUUUGCCCCAGUUUACGUGUCAGAAGUUGGGUUGUUGGUCUCUGGGUCUGUCAAAGGUGUGAUUAGUCUUUGGGAUCUCAAGACAAAAAGAAUUCAUACAAACAUUGAAGAGCACAGUGGGAAUGGUAUUCUUGGACUUCAUAUAACUGAAAAUUCAAAACUAAUAAGCCAYGGAAGAGAUGGUUUUAUCAAUGUUUACAAUCUUGCUGGUGGUAAUGCUGUUUUGGAAACAAAGUUUUCUCUUCCUGUGUUUGGAUUUUGUAAAUUUUCCGUUCUAAAAAAUGUGUCAGAUAACAGAACAUGGCUUGCUACAGCAUCAUCUACGCAGUCACAGAUUGAUAUUGUGGAUGUUGAAUCAAAAACAAUUUUACAUAAAUUAAAGCCUAGAGAUGAGAAGGGAUAUGGUAUGUAGUAUUUGCUAUCUUCUAUCUAUGUUUUUUUUUCUGUCUGUAUUGAC
Messenger RNA from Exaiptasia diaphana, 574 nucleotides. RefSeq names its product guanine nucleotide-binding protein subunit beta-like protein 1. The record is from RefSeq and is a predicted model, not a curated record. Gene Ontology annotation, molecular function: protein binding. The transcript has 5 exons. NCBI's taxonomy places the organism in Eukaryota, Metazoa, Cnidaria, Anthozoa, Actiniaria, Aiptasiidae. Bases 38 to 529 code for a protein of 163 amino acids.